GAGGCUUGGCCCGCAGGGGCGGGGGCCGCGCAGCCGGGGACUUUCAGGAACUGCAGGAGCGGGCGGCGGCUGGAGUCGCCAAGCGCCCAGCGGUGCGGCCUGAGCGCCGAGACUCCCGGCCGAGGCGGAGCCGCCGCCCCCGCGCCGGGCCCAGCUGUAGCCGCCGCCCUCGUCCUCGCCCUCCUGGCUCGGGCCGACCAGUCGCGGCGCGGGAGAGGAGCCGGCCGUCCCGGGCCGGGGGACUCGCCUGCCAUGGCCACCAAGGCUCGGGUUAUGUAUGAUUUUGCUGCUGAACCUGGAAAUAAUGAACUGACGGUCAAUGAAGGAGAAAUCAUCACAAUUACAAAUCCGGAUGUUGGCGGAGGAUGGCUGGAAGGAAGAAACAGCAAAGGAGAGCGAGGGCUUGUUCCCACAGACUACGUGGAAAUUUUACCCAAUGAUGGAAAAGAUCGGUUUUCUUGUGGAAAUUCAGUGGCUGACCAAGCCUUCCUUGAUUCCCUCUCAGCAAGUACAGCGCAAGCCAAUUCUUCAGCUGCCAACAGCAAUAACCAGGUCGGCAGUAGCAGCGACCCCUGGUCAGCCUGGAGUGCCUCCAAAUCUGGGAACUGGGAGAGCUCAGAUGGCUGGGUGGCCAAGCCAGACGGGGCUGGUGCCCAGAAGAACACUCCCAACAACUGGGACGCUGCCUUCGGCCACCCCCAGGCCUACCAGGGUCCAGCAACUGGUGAUGAUGAUGACUGGGAUGAAGACUGGGACGACCCCAAGUCCUCCUCUCCUUACUUUAAGGAUUCAGAAUCUUCUGAAGCAGGAGGCAGUCAGCGAGGGAACAUUCGCCCUGGUGCGUCUUCCAUGAAGCUGCCACUUAACAAAUUUCCUGGAUUUGCAAAACCCGGAACGGAACAGUAUUUGUUGGCCAAGCAACUGGCAAAACCCAAAGAGAAAAUUCCCAUCAUUGUUGGAGAUUAUGGCCCGAUGUGGGUUUAUCCUACCUCUACGUUUGACUGUGUGGUAGCAGAUCCCAAGAAAGGAUCCAAGAUGUAUGGUCUGAAGAGCUACAUCGAGUACCAGCUAACACCUACUAACACUAAUCGAUCUGUAAACCACAGGUAUAAACACUUUGACUGGUUAUAUGAGCGUCUCCUGGUCAAGUUUGGGUCAGCCAUUCCGAUACCUUCUCUCCCAGACAAACAAGUCACAGGCCGCUUUGAAGAGGAAUUUAUCAAAAUGCGCAUGGAGAGGCUCCAGGCCUGGAUGACCAGAAUGUGCCGGCACCCCGUCGUCUCAGAAAGUGAGCUUUUCCAGCAGUUCCUGAGUUUCCGAGAUGAGAAGGAAUGGAAAACUGGGAAGAGGAAGGCUGAGAAAGAUGAGCUGGCAGGAGUUAUGAUAUUCUCCACCAUGGAGCCAGAGGCACCUGACUUGGACUUAACAGAAAUAGAGCAGAAGUGCGACGCAGUUGGGAAGUUCACCAAGGCCAUGGACGACGGCGUGAAGGAGCUGCUGACCGUGGGGCAGGAGCACUGGAAGAGGUGCACAGGACCACUGCCCAAGGAAUAUCAGAAGAUAGGAAAGGCCUUGCAGAGUUUAGCAACCGUGUUUAGUUCUAGUGGCUAUCAAGGUGAAACAGACCUCAAUGAUGCAAUAACAGAAGCAGGAAAGACUUAUGAAGAAAUUGCCAGUCUCGUGGCAGAACAGCCAAAGAAAGAUCUCCAUUUCCUGAUGGAAUGCAAUCAUGAGUAUAAAGGCUUUCUGGGCUGUUUCCCUGACAUCAUUGGCACCCACAAGGGAGCAAUAGAAAAAGUGAAAGAAAGCGAUAAACUGGUUGCAACUAGCAAAAUCACCCCACAAGACAAACAGAACAUGGCAAAACGACUUAGCACCAUGUCUUACGCGUUACAAGCUGAGAUGAAUCACUUUCACAGCAACCGGAUCUACGACUACAACAGCGUCAUCCGCCUGUACCUGGAGCAGCAGGUGCAGUUUUAUGAGACGAUUGCAGAGAAGCUGAGGCAGGCCCUCGGUCGCUUUCCAGUUAUGUAGGACACAGCGGAACAUGAAGGAAACUCCGAAGUGCUUCUUUCUGACUUGGGGCAAUGCAAUUCGAAACGGACUUUCCCCCCUAUUAUCACAAAGGAAAAAAAAGGAAAGAAGGAAAACCAAAAAGAAAGAGUUGUGGAAAACGGCAUUUAUUUUAUUAACCAGCCUAAAUGCAUCCAUUAAUUUAGGGAUGGUCUUCUUUUGUUCUUUUCCACAUCCGUUAUUUAAACCAAUGGAAAUUGUCUCUAUUUUUGGAAAGUACUUAAAGCUGUCAGAAUUUUGAAUGAAAAAUUCAGGGUUUUCCCCACUGAUAUUUUACAUAGAAUUGUAAUUUAUAAGUUACCUACAAUCUUCAAGUUCUUACCCAAUGUCAGAUAAUUAAUUACUAAUUGCUUUCUUAAAAAUAUGAAAUAUGCCAGAAUAAAAAAUAUAUAUGUUUGUAUAUUUUUAUAACUCUUUUCAGUCCUCGGGGUUCCUGUCCCUUUUGGGAGGUCUGUGUACCUUCCACUGACACAGUAUGACUCGAGUGCUUAGGUUUCAGGAGGCAGGAAGUAGGGGCUCCUGGGCUGCCGGCGCCCUCGUGGUCUAUGGCAAGUGGGCCAUCACACAUCCCCUCGGGGAUACCGCUUGGCAGAUGAGCAGGGUCAUUUCUGGCACAUCCCCCUUGGUGAGGACCAGUGCUCUCUUUUGGCACUUCCUUCCUAAUCAUGGGUCAGGUAUAUUUUGUGCCAGAAGGAAUAAGUCAGAAAAGUCGGGGGGCUUUAAAAAAAAAACUCUGUGGCUGUGCUCCCAGGGAUGAGUAGCUGUGCUCCGCACAGGAGUGCUCCACGGGGGAGCAAAGGCGGCCCCCUCUGGGCUGGGACCCCUCCCCUCUGUGUUUUCCAGCUAUUGUCAGAUGUAACAAGUGCUAGUGACAGCGUGGCACCCACUUGACUGGGCUUGUAGGGACUGGAGGCCAGCAGGCCAGUGUGGGGUCAAUAGGAUUAAAAAGCACAGUCUGGCACCUCUUCCCCCAACCAAUGGAAAGUUCAGGGGCUGAGAAGGGGGGGUGAUAGUGGCGACAGUCUGAGCAUGUGCAGAGUCCCUGGGCUCCUGUGCUGAAGACCAAGUACAGAAUGCUGCUCCUCCUGUGCCCUGAACCUCAGACGGAACUUCCCUGAGCACCAGCACUUCAGAAAUACGGUCUUGACACGCUGUCCGCUCUAAACCCCAGCACUCAGACACACUGUCUCGCUCCUGCCGACGGGAACCUCCGUCUUCCGCAGCUGCCUUACACGUUAUCUCCUGCUGCUUUCGUUUUUCGUAAUAAUAAUAUAGAAAAUGGAAAGUCUGGGCCAGCAUAAAUAAAAUGAAACCAAAAAAUGAGUAGAUGAGGAAAUCAGAUGGACGUGGAUCUAGGAACAUCUUCAAGAUCACGGGUUUUCAUUAAUGUUUCACAAGUAAUUUUCCCCACUUGAUUUUUCUUUUAUAAAAUCCCAUAGAACAGUGUUUAUGAUACAGCCAUUUAAUAUAUGUACAAAUUGUAAAGAAUAUGUAUAAAUGUUUUACACAAAUGUAAGAGCAUGUAGAAGCCAACGUAUAAAUAAAUUGUUUUAAAAAACUGUACAGUAAAUUCUCAAAGCACUUUUUCAAAACA
Molecule: messenger RNA, 3670 nt
Organism: Otolemur garnettii (small-eared galago)
Lineage: Eukaryota; Metazoa; Chordata; Mammalia; Primates; Galagidae
Gene: SNX9
Product: sorting nexin 9
Exons: 18
Coding region: 253-2037 (594 amino acids)
Biological process (GO): endosomal transport; plasma membrane tubulation; endocytosis
Cellular component (GO): plasma membrane; cytoplasmic vesicle
Molecular function (GO): phosphatidylinositol binding; protein binding
Source: RefSeq, a predicted model, not a curated record